Molecule: messenger RNA, 2816 nt
Organism: Labrus mixtus (cuckoo wrasse)
Lineage: Eukaryota; Metazoa; Chordata; Actinopteri; Labriformes; Labridae
Product: E3 ubiquitin-protein ligase TRIM39-like
Exons: 1
Coding region: 296-1702 (468 amino acids)
Molecular function (GO): zinc ion binding; protein binding
Source: RefSeq, a predicted model, not a curated record
UUCUCUCCGUGAACACACACACACACUGAAACAAAGAGACAGAGGAUAACGUUCACUGUGAAAAAUAAAAGAGACGACUUCCACAGAGAGACGACAGCUUCAGGAGGGAAUACUGGAAUACUGGAAUACUGCCACUUCAACCAGUUACUGACUGAACUCUGUAAGAAGCUUCAGAAAAACAAGAGUCAAAGUAAGUAACAGGAGACUCUGUGGAGGAGGAACCUCAGCAGUCUGACCUGUUUGUGCUGUUUGAACUGUCCAUAUCUGUCGGGAGUUUUGCUUCACUCAGAGAAAAAUGGCUUCUUGUUCAGAGGAGGAUCUGUGCUGUUCUGUCUGCUGUGACAUCUUCAAACAUCCUGUGAUUCUGUCAUGUAGCCACAGCUUCUGUAAAGCCUGUCUGCAGAGAUGGUGGAGAGAGAAGCAGGCCCAGGAGUGUCCAGUCUGUAGGAAAAGAUCUUCGAGGUCAGAACCACCUAUUAACUUGGCAUUAAAGAACAUGUGUGAGGCCUUCUUACUGCAGAGAGAUCAGAGAGCUUCAUCAGACUCUGAGGAUCUCUGCAGUUUGCACUCUGAGAAACUCAGACUGUUCUGUCUGGAUCAUCAGCAGCCAGCAUGUCUUGUCUGCAGAGACUCUAAACAACACACCAACCACACAUUCAGACCCAUCGAUGAAGCUGCACAAGAUCUCAGGGACGAGCUCCAGGAAUCACUGAAGCCCUUAAAGGACAAACUGAAGCGAUUUCAUGAGGUCAAAAAAGUCUGGAAUGAAACAGCAAAACACAUCAAGGCCCAGGCUGCAAACACAGAGAGACAGAUAAAGGAGCAGUUUAAGAAACUUCACCAGUUUCUAGAAGAGGAAGAGGAGGUCAGAAUAUUUUCACUGAAGGAGGAAGAGAAGCAGAAGAGUCAGAGGAUGAAGGAGGAGAUGGAGGUUCUGAGCACAGAGAUAGCAGCUCUUUCACAAACAGUCAGAGCCACAGAGGACAAGCUGAGAGCUGCAGACGUCUCAUUCCUGAAAAACUACAAGGCUGCAGUGGAAAGAGUCAAGCAGUGCCCCCUGCUGGAGGAUCCACAGCUGCCCUCAGGAGCUCUGAUAGAUGUGGCCAAACACCUGGGCAACCUGAGCUUCCACAUCUGGAACAAGAUGAAGAACAUGGUCUCCUACAGUCCUGUGAUUCCGGACCCAAACUCUGCUGGUUCAGACCUCAUCCUGUCUGAAGAUCUGACCUGUGUGAGAGGAGGAGAGGAGCAGCAGCUUCCUGAUAAUCCAGAGAGGAUUGGAUACAGAUCUGUCCUGAGCUCUAAGGGCUUCAACUCAGGGACUCACAGCUGGGACGUCGAGGUUGGAGAGAACACAAACUGGGAAGUUGGUGUGUGUGAGGAGUCAGCAGUCAGGAAGAGAGACAUAAACUCUGGAUUAUGGAGAAUAGAGUUUUUCAAUUAUAAAUACACAGCAUACACCCCAUCAGAUGAACACAAUGAUCUGUCUGUGAGAAGACGACCUCAGAGGAUCAGAGUGAAUCUGGACUGGGACAGAGGAAAGCUGUCAUUCUCUGAUCCUGACACUAACACACACAUACACACCUUCACACACACUUUCACUGAAAAGCUGUUUCCAUACAUUUAUAGUUAUGAUCCAUGUCCUCUGAAGAUAAUACCACUGAACGUCUCUGUAACAGUGAAUCAUCAACCUAAGAGAUGAUGAUGAUUUUGAUGAAGUGAGUUUAAUAUCUGCUCACAUGUUGUUCUUAUCUUUACAUAAACUCACAUUUUUACAGGAAAAAAAGAUGAAACACAUCUCAGUUUAAAUGACAGAAGUUGUUUUUCCCUCUUAUGUCUAAGUUUUUUAAUAGCAUGUAAAAAGCUCCUGUGUGAGGAUUUUUUGCUCUGUGAAAAAUUUAAAACAUUUCUGGGAAUAAUUCAUGUAACAUCCUUACCUAAACUCUCUCAUCCAGGUGUACACUCCCUCCCGUCCACUCUGCUCUGCCAAUGAAAGGCGUCUGAUGCAAUCUUCACAACAGGGCCCUAACGGCGCACUCACACUGGCAAAGUUGUCCUGUAACGUGCUUAAGCACUAUUGCAUGAUUGCACAACACUCUAAGUUGUCUGUUUUGCUCUACUGUGUGAACUACAUAAAAGCUUGGAUGUCAAUUAAUUUUCUCCAGUUGAACACUGAUAAAAUAGAGGUUCUCACCUCUGCUCCUGUGCAUGUUGUUCCAGAGGUGAGGAAAUGUCUUUGUUUUCCUUCCUCUACUGUUAAACCUGCCGUGUGUUACGACGUUAUGUCCAAGGGUUAACCGUGUUCAGGCUUGUUAGUCCUGGAGCAGUGAGUGCAGGCCAGCAGGGGAAUGGGGAGGGGGGCAAUCGUGCACUAACUCUAGUCAAACAAACUGGACUUUAGGGUGAAGCGUGCUUGGGCAUGGCACAAAUUGCCCGUGUGAGUGCAUCCUAAGUCUCUAACUAGACUCUUCUCCUCUGUCUCCCUCCGGUGGUGGAAUGAAAUUCCAAACUCUAUUCGAUCUGCAGAGUCCCUUAACACCCUUAAGAAAAAACUAUUUAACUUUAUGAAAAUCUAUGCACUUAAUGAUAUUAAUCAUGAUGAUGAAGAUAUUUAGGAUGAUUUUGAUGAUGAUUAGAACUGUCAAGAACAGCUUUCCAUGUUGUGCUUUGCCUCUGCUCACUUCCUGUCAGUACCUGUGUGUCUGAUCGGACCUACUGACGUUGCUUUCUCCUCUCUAGAUCCUCGCUUGUGUUGUACUUACUCUCUGAUGUUCUGAUAAAUGAGUUGUAGAAAUGAUUAAGUUUAAUAAAAGGCA